This is a messenger RNA of Hydatigera taeniaeformis, 387 nucleotides long. The record is from the annotation of a GenBank genome assembly. Lineage: Eukaryota; Metazoa; Platyhelminthes; Cestoda; Cyclophyllidea; Taeniidae.
AUGUCCAUGAGCGAAGCUGAAAAUGCCUACCAAAAGGGGGUUCAGAUGCUUUUGGAGUGCAAGAAUCCUUCACUAGGUGAUCCUUCAGCUUUAAAGCUAAUAGCGAGCGCCGCGAAGGCGGGACACACUAAAGCUCUCGAAGCAGUGGCUACCGCAUCCGCUCUUGGUUGGGGUGGUCUACCUCUAUCCAUAAACAAGGCUGUAGAACAGUUUCGGCGUCUAGCAGAGGAAGGCAAUCCACGAGGCCAACUGGGCUUAGGUAUUCUACACGCUGCUGGCAUUGAAGUCAAUGUCUUUGCUUCUCCUGUUGUGAGGAAUUUAGACGAUUUCGUCCCAGAUGAAAUUGCGCUUUCUCUGUGCCAUAAAUAUGUCGCAAAUAAUGAAUAG